AUGAGCGCGCGUGUUCUUCGCACCAAGCUCUCGGCCGUUACGGCGAGGGAGUCAUUCAAUAACCAGGGAAAUUUUUGUCUCUUCUCCUCUUGUACCCGCCGCUAUGCCGGCGACAAGCUUAACAAAGUCUCCGCGCACAUCACGCAACCGAAAUCACAAGGCGCGUCCCAGGCAAUGCUAUACGCGACCGGCCUGAGCGAGCAGGACAUGUCGAAAGCGCAGGUCGGAAUCUCAUCGGUAUGGUUCGAAGGCAACCCGUGCAACAAACACCUACUGGACUUGUCGUCCUUGGUACGUGACUCGGUCGCAAAGGCCGGUCUCGUACCGAUGCGCUUCAACUCCAUUGGAGUAUCAGAUGGAAUCAGCAUGGGAACGACGGGUAUGCGGUACAGUUUGCAAAGCCGGGAGAUCAUUGCAGACGGUAUCGAGACCGUGAUGAACGGACAGUGGUACGAUGCGAAUAUCUCGUUACCCGGAUGUGACAAGAACAUGCCCGGUGUCCUCAUGGCCAUGGGUCGAGUCAAUCGUCCGAGUAUCAUGAUGUAUGGUGGAAGUAUUAAGCCCGGCUGUUCUGCAAGCGGUCAACCCCUGGAUCUGGUUAGUGCUUUCCAGUCGUAUGGUCAGUAUAUUACCGGCCAGAUUGAUGAGAAGCAACGUUUCGAUAUCAUCCGCAAUGCCUGUCCUGGCAGCGGUGCGUGCGGUGGCAUGUAUACCGCGAACACGAUGGCCACUGCGAUUGAAACUCUGGGAAUGACGAUGACGGGAAGUAGCAGUACUCCCGCCGAGGAUCCAGCUAAAAGGGCUGAAUGUGAGGCGAUAGGUGAGACCGUCAAGAACCUGCUCAAGGAGGAUAUCCGCCCGAAGGAUAUCCUCACGCGUCAAGCGUUUGAGAAUGCCAUGAUCGUCGUCAACAUCCUCGGCGGCAGUACCAACGCUGUUUUGCAUCUGAUUGCCGUCGCUGACUCGGUUGGAAUCAAAUUAACAAUCGACGACUUCCAAGCCGUGUCAGACAAGACGCCAUUCCUCGCCGAUCUCAAGCCCUCCGGCAAGUAUGUUAUGCACGAUUUAUAUAAGAUCGGCGGCACACCGGCGCUUCUCAAGUUCCUCCUUAAGGAGGGUCUGAUCGAUGGAUCGGGAAUUACAGUCACAGGCAAAACGAUGAAAGAGAAUGUAGCCUCAUGGCCGGACUUUCCAGCGGAUCAGCCGAUCAUUCGUCCGCUAAACAGCCCUAUCAAGCCUACGGGUCAUCUUCAGAUCUUACGCGGAUCCUUGGCCCCGGGAGGCUCGGUCGGCAAGAUCACUGGAAAGGAAGGUCUACGUUUUGAGGGUACAGCUAGAUGCUACGACUACGAGGAUGCCUUCGUCGAGGCGCUAGAAAGAGGCGCAAUCAAACAAGGAGAGAAAACAGUGGUGAUCAUCCGGUACGAGGGCCCCAAGGGUGGACCAGGCAUGCCGGAGAUGCUCAAACCCAGCUCCGCUAUCAUGGGCGCCGGGCUUGGCAAGGAUGUUGCGUUGCUGACUGAUGGUCGAUUUUCUGGUGGAAGCCAUGGCUUCUUGAUUGGACAUAUCGUGCCAGAGGCUAUGGAGGGUGGGCCAAUUGCGUUGGUCAGAGAUGGUGAUAGGGUUGUGAUCGAUGCGGAAAAGAGGGUGGUUGACCUGGAGGUGUCUGAUGAAGAGAUGGAGAGAAGACAAAGUGAGUGGAGGGCGCCCAAGCCACGGGCGACCAAGGGAACGCUAUGGAAGUAUGCGACUCUAGUGAGCGACGCCAGCCAUGGGUGUGUCACCGAUGGGCCGAGAUGA
Messenger RNA from Aspergillus bombycis, 1800 nucleotides. RefSeq names its product dihydroxy-acid dehydratase. The transcript has 2 exons. Gene Ontology annotation, cellular component: mitochondrion. Gene Ontology annotation, molecular function: dihydroxy-acid dehydratase activity. Bases 1 to 1800 code for a protein of 599 amino acids. Gene Ontology annotation, biological process: branched-chain amino acid biosynthetic process. NCBI's taxonomy places the organism in Eukaryota, Fungi, Ascomycota, Eurotiomycetes, Eurotiales, Aspergillaceae. The record is from RefSeq and is a predicted model, not a curated record.